This is a messenger RNA of Ipomoea nil (Japanese morning glory), 1953 nucleotides long. RefSeq lists its product as uncharacterized. The coding region runs from base 1 to 1953 and encodes 650 amino acids. Gene Ontology annotation, molecular function: zinc ion binding; nucleic acid binding. The transcript has 5 exons. NCBI's taxonomy places the organism in Eukaryota, Viridiplantae, Streptophyta, Magnoliopsida, Solanales, Convolvulaceae. The record is from RefSeq and is a predicted model, not a curated record.
AUGGUAGGCAGUGAUGGUGAGGUGUUGAAGGACAAACAUGAUGGCUGUAUAAGGACUCAGAAUAAUUCAAUGGUCAAUUCCUCUAUUGUUGCUAAGAGAUGGAAACAGCAAAUUAGAGGAAAUAUGGAAUGGAAAACUAAUUCAUUUUUAGAAAAAGUCCUAACUGAUGACCAUUACAUUCUGAGUAAGAAGCAAGCAUGGAGGGCUUUAGUGAAAGCAAAAGGUGAAAUUAAACAUGAAGCAGAAGAUUACUUCAAUAAGAUUUGGAGCUAUGUCUUGGAAAUAAAAACAACAAAUCCAAACUGUACUUGUGAAGUGAAGUUGAGUGACCUUAAAGAAAAUGGAAAAGAGAGAUUUUUGAGGAUGUAUAUCUGUUGGGAAGCUACAAGGGAAGGAUUUAAGCACUGCAGGAAAAUCAUUGGCCUAGAUCGGUGUCACUUGAAGUGUAAAACUGGAGGAGUAUUGUUGACAGCAGUUGGAAUAGAUGCAAAUGAAAGUUUAUUCCCAAUUGCCUAUGCAGUUGUAGAAGGUGAGAACAAAGACUCUUGGACUUGGUUUCUACAGUUUCUAAAGAAAGACUUGAAGCUUGGUCCCUUAGUACAAAGUCAGUACACUCUAAUGUCAAACAAGCAAAAGGGUCUCAUACAAGCUUGUGAAAGUACCUUACAAGGAGUUACGCAUAGAUUUUGUGUUAGACACUUGCACAAUAACAUGAGGGUGGCUGGUUUCACUGCCAAUGCUAUAAAGGAUGCCUUGUGGAAAGCAGCAAGAGCCACUACUGUGAAUAACUUUUCAACAGCACUACUUGAAUUAAGAAAAUUGGAUGAAAAUGCUUAUGUUUGGCUUGGUGAUAAGCACCCAUCUGAGUGGUCAAGAUCCCAUUUCAAUACAGCUGCCAAUUGUGACAUCCUAGUGAAUAACAUCUCAGAAUCAUUCAAUGCAAUGAUCUUGACAGCAAGGGAAAGUCCUGUUAUUAAUUGCUUGGAGAUAAUUAGGAAAAAGAUCAUGCUAAGGCUAUUUGAGUCAAGGACUGAAGCUGAUGAAUGGACUGGAGUACUCUGUCCAAGUAUUGUGAAAAAAAUUGAUGACAUUGAGAUAGCUGCAGGUGGAAUGAUUUGCUAUCAGUGUGCUCCCAUGUUGUUUGAGAUAGUUGGGACACAUUCUGGGCAGUAUACUGUUGAUCUAGGUAGAAGAUCUUGUUCCUGUAGGAGAUGGGACCUAACUGGAAUCCCUUGCCCCCAUGCUGUGUGUGCAAUAUGGAAGAAAAAUGGGAAAGGACCUAUUUGGCAUUAUGUGGAUCCUUGCUACUCUAUAUCCACUUACUGCCAAACAUAUGAUGGGUGUAUAAAACCAAUGUCUGGUCAUGAAGAGUGGCCUGCAACAAGUAGACCACCUCCUUUGCCACCACUGUAUACUGCAAGGGUUGGAAGGCUUAGAAGGUUGAGGAUGAAGUCUGCUGGAGAGAUAAGCAAAUGUGGGCAGUAUUUGUCUAGGAGCCUUGUUACUUUACAUUGCACCAAAUGCAAAGAAUUGGGUCAUAACCAAAGAAAGUGUCCAAAAUACCCAGUUGCCAGGCCUGCCAAUCAGGUUAAAAGAAGAAAAUCAAGUGUUAGGUCAACAAAAGGAGUACAAGUUGCUGCUCAGCCUGAAGUCCAUGAUGCAGAUGCAGCUCAGCCUGAAGUCCAUGAUGCUGCUCAGCCUGAAGUCCAACCUGAUGUAAUUACUCAACCUGAAAUUCAAGAGACUCAAUGGGAGAUUCCAGAUGAGAUAUUGGAUGAGCAAUGGCACCAAAUCCAAAUUGAGGCAGAGGAGAUUGUUAGAGGACCUUCACUAAGUUCCAGUCUGUCCAUUCCAGUCACUGUUGUGGGAGAUUCAAUGCAAGCAAAUGUGCCUUAUCAACAACACAAGAAGACUGAUGGAAACCACCAAGUAACGGGAAAAAGAAAAGGUUAA